This is a messenger RNA of Ornithodoros turicata, 3798 nucleotides long. RefSeq lists its product as uncharacterized. NCBI's taxonomy places the organism in Eukaryota, Metazoa, Arthropoda, Arachnida, Ixodida, Argasidae. Bases 1877 to 2707 code for a protein of 276 amino acids. The transcript has 21 exons. The record is from RefSeq and is a predicted model, not a curated record.
UGCACCACCUGAGUUACUAGGUUCGGUAACUCGUAUUUUGUCUUCUAUUGUUUUUACUCACUCUCUCUUGUGUGUAGUAGGGUUCCAAGUCGCGUAGAUGAGAAUUAACCCAUUUACAGAAUCGUGAAAUCUGUGAUAGCAUUUGGGCCACACGUACAGAGAGAUUGGCUUGUUAUCCCCAAUAACGAAAAGUACUCACACUUCUGCGCCGUUUAGGUGGACAUUCUUUCCCCGCUGCGGACAGGUAUCGUGGUAGCACUACACCUUGUUUCAAACGACAAUGAGCUCGCUAUCCAGCACGUUGAAGAGUGUCAGCGUCCCCUUCGUAAUCGCAAGCAUGUAAAUGUUCGCUACAAACACGAGCAGUCGAUGGCACCGUGCCGUCUUUCCAUUCCGGCGAUUCGAUUGCUUCGCGCCGUCAAAAGCUGCCCGUCUCGUCACUGGGAAGCAUAUGACAUCGGUUGCCCCGCGAAUAUUGAUGUGAACUAGGGCAACCAACCAUACAACAUCGUCUCGGCAUAUCUGCGAACACCAGACGACGCGACCAUCGCGCGCAAGCUGGCGCCAUGGAGAUUUCCGCUCCCGAUGAACGCAUACGCAGGACCCUACUGCGCACGCUCCGGCAAGACCACGACACGUCACGAUGACGUGUCUCAUACCCGGCCGUGGUUCCGUUAAGUUGCUCGAUGUUUCUCCGCGCGGCAGCUGUACGACGCGGCGCCAGCUGUACCCGCUUCGCGGCUGGGUUUAAAGUCGCUCCCGAGAAUACUCCUUGCAUGACGAAUGUAAAAUUUUUCUUCUAGACCCAGAAAAAUGUUUUCUUUCUGAUGAAAACGAAUGAGAAAAAAUCGUUUCAUAGCCCUUUUAAACAGAGCCCUGGAUACACUGUAAAAAAAUACGGCCGUUUCCACUGGUGUCUGCCUGUUUAUCCUGACGGUAUACCACCGUAACUGCAAAUACGGCUGAAUCAGCGUAAAACAACGAAUGAUAGGGCGCCACCACGCGGCCAUUCCGAAGCGCGGUCCGGCCGAGUUCAAAAUACUGCAAAUCGCCGUCACCGCCAUGUUGGCAUUGUGGAGAACCGACACGAGUAAAGUCACAAUAAUUUGCGUUGCAGUACAAAACCAACGAGGGCGACGGGCGUAACAGAAGACGCCGGAGAGGACGUGAAUGAGACGCCGCGAACAGGAAGAUGGACAUUGUUGAGCUCGAGGUCUCUACUGCCCUGCCAGCACUUUCGGAUCAGGAAGUCUCCACAGUUCUUGCAAAAUUAAAAGAAAUCGGUGUUCAAACAGGGGAAGAUUUGAGGUUCUUAGAAGAGCCAGACCUUCGUGGGGUGCUGAAACCAAUACAGAUUAGGAGAUUCCUCUCCACAGUAAAGAGAGGUGAUGGCUCUGUUCCUGAGUCAGGUUCCUCUUUUAGCACGACACCGUCUUGCACAUCUCCUUUGCAAGUCCCCUCAGUGCCGGACACCCAACAACAUCAGUGUGAAAGCAAAGCUUCGAACGUGGACCCCAACUGGCCAGUAAACUUCCAAGUUUGUUGGGAAAGCAUGCCACCACAACUAAUAUCCGCAGUGAAGCAAAAGGAGCGCCCGUCUAGCAGGCUGCGUCGUGAAAUGGUCCGUCUGGUAGUUGACCAAGCCAGAACCAUGUGUGAGCGCCCACUCAAGAAACACUACGAAAUUAUUGCAAGACGAAUUGUGGGCCAGUAUCCAGCAUAAUUUCAAGAUGCCUUUGAAGGCACGGUUGUUGGGACGGGUCACGAUUCGCUUCUUAAUCAGCUGGUCUUUAGGACCGAAAACUGUGUACGCUUUAAGAACCGUUGCUCUGGUGAGACGGCGGAUCUGACGAAGAGUGGACGAAAGAAGGCCCGCAUGUACGGUUGCUUCAAGGAUUCUACCACUGAAAACAUUGAUGAGGAGUGCUUGGAAGAAAAAAAAGAAACGCUAAAACAUUGGUAUGUGACGAACACUGGUCAAAAAGAUGACAUCAAAGCGGAGAUGAAGGCGACAUACUUGCUGCAACGGAAAAUGAUCGAUUCGAAAAUCAAGACCCCCGAACUCCUGUCGGAAUGGCCGUACCUCUUCACGCCCGACGGCAUGUUCAUCCACUUUCACGAGCUUGUUGGCAUACACGUCGAGGAUGUGCUCCCAGUGUCAUUCAAGGAAAAGGGACUGAGCAUUUUGAAAUUUGCACAACAGUGCGAGAAAAGUCAUGCUGCCACGCAAAUCCUGGCGGAGCUGGAAGAUGCGCCAGGCACAGAACUGCAAAACCAGGCAGUCGCAGUGACCCUUCUCCUGUUACACUACUUAGAGGAAAAUGAAGGUGCCGUCUUCAUUGUUCGUGGCGAUCCUUGUACUGCCCGUGAUGUGGAGCAGUCUGACCUUCCAGCAAGCCCAAGAAUUAUUGUUAUUGGUGAUUCUGCAUGGUGCCCGUCCUCAUUCAUGUUGAGUGUAGACAAGAUUGUUGUCACAGACCUCAUCGAUGACUUUAUCACGGCAAUCAGCGUCUGGUUUGCUCUCCACUAUGUGCUGAAUCUUGUAUAUGCCCAAGAAAGUCAAGCAUUGCUGGAGUUCCUGCAGAGGACAUUUCUCGGGAUAAACCCUGACCGGGGUUCAAGAGCAGAGAAGAGGCAGCGCACGCCUGUCAAUAAAAAGGUGCUGCGACUCGUCGACAAGCUGUCGCACUUUGAGUGGCAUGUUUAACACUUGUUUAUACAGUUUAUACAGUUUUCCAAGCAACUGCAUAAGACUGUUGCAUUGCUGAUUUGACCUAAUGUCACAGCCACUCUGCUGCGUUUUUUCACGUUUUUUCCACUGUUCCAUCAGCGACUGGGCGAACAUAGGGCACAUGGCCACUCUUAUGCUGCGUUUUUUGAAGUUUUUUCCACCUUUUCCAUCAGCGACUGGGCGAACAUAGGGCACAUGGCCACUCUUAUGCUGCGUUUUUUGAAGUUUUUUCAACUGUUCCAUCAGCGACUGGGCGAACAUAGGGCACAUGGCCACUCUUAUGCUGCGUUUUUUGAAGUUUUUUCCACUGUUCCAUCAGCGACUGGGCGAACAUAGGGCACAUGGCCACUCUUAUGCUGCGUUUUUUGAAGUUUUUUCCACCUUUUCCAUCAGCGACUGGGCGAACAUAGGGCACAUGGCCACUCUUAUGCUGCGUUUUUUGAAGUUUUUUCCACUGUUCCAUCAGCGACUGGGCGAACAUAGGGCACAUGGCCACUCUUAUGCUGCGUUUUUUGAAGUUUUUUCCACUGUUCCAUCAGCGACUGGGCGAACAUAGGGCACAUGGCCACACUUAUGCUGCGUUUUUUGAAGUUUUUUCCACUGUUCCAUCAGCGACUGGGCGAACAUAGGGCAAAUGGCCACUCUUAUGCUGCGUUUUUUGAAGUUUUUUCCACUGUUCCAUCAGCGACUGGGCGAACAUAGGGCACAUGGCCACUCUUAUGCUGCGUUUUUUGAAGUUUUUUCCACUGUUCCAUCAGCGACUGGGCGAACGUAGGGCACAUGGCCACUCUUAUGCUGCGUUUUUUGAAGUUUUUUCCACUGUUCCAUCAGCGACUGGGCGAACAUAGGGCACAUGGCCACUCUUAUGCUGCGUUUUUUGAAGUUUUUCCCACUGUUCCAUCAGCGACUGGGCGAACAUAGGGCACAUGGCCACUCUUAUGCUGCGUUUUUUGAAGUUUUUUCAACUGUUCCAUCAGCGACUGGGCGAACAUAGGGCACAUGGCCACUCUUAUGCUGUGCUAAUGGAACGCAAGCGCAUCUCACAUCCAGACUUUCCAGGGCUUCCA